Molecule: messenger RNA, 2046 nt
Organism: [Torrubiella] hemipterigena
Lineage: Eukaryota; Fungi; Ascomycota; Sordariomycetes; Hypocreales; Clavicipitaceae
Source: the annotation of a GenBank genome assembly
GCCAGAGCGAGGCGCCGACUUGGCCAGCACAGAGCCACGGGCCAAUUUUCUCUCCUCCACAUCGUCAACAUCGCUUGCUUUCUCUCUCGCUCUUUGUUGCGUAUUGUUGGGAUCUGCUUGCUGCAUUCUGCCUCUGCUUUCCCGCUUACCUUUCCGACCGUUUGACGCUUUUUAACGAAUCCUGCGAACAGGCCCCCGGCCGUAUACUUCAAAAUGAGCGACCAGCAACCCCAGGGCGAGGCCGAGAAAAACAUCGAGAUCUGGAAGAUCAAGAAGUUGAUCAAGCGCCUCGAAGCUGCCAGAGGCAAUGGCACAUCCAUGAUUUCCCUCAUUAUCCCCCCCAAGGAACAGGUCUCCCGUAUUGCCAAGAUGUUGGCUGAAGAAUACGGUACCGCCUCCAACAUCAAGUCCCGAGUCAACAGACAGUCCGUCUUGUCUGCCAUUACUUCGACCCAAACACGUCUUAAGCUGUACAACAAGGUUCCUCCCAACGGCCUGGUUGUCUACUGUGGUGAAAUUCUCACCCAGGAAGGCAAGGAGCGAAAGGUCAACAUUGAUUUCGAGCCCUUCAAGCCCAUCAACACCUCGCUAUACCUCUGCGACAACAAGUUCCACACCGAAGCCCUCGCUGAACUGCUCGAGUCUGAUCAAAAGUUUGGUUUCAUUGUCAUGGACGGUAACGCCACCCUUUUCGGAACCCUCUCUGGUAACGCCCGUGAAAUCCUGCACAAGUUCUCCGUCGAUUUGCCCAAGAAGCACGGACGUGGUGGUCAGUCUGCCCUGCGUUUCUCCCGUCUUCGUGAGGAAAAGCGUCACAACUACGUUCGCAAGGUUGCCGAAUUGGCUGUGCAGAACUUCAUUACCAACGACAAGGUCAACGUUGCUGGCCUGAUUCUCGCUGGUUCCGCCGAUUUCAAGAACGAUCUCAACGGAUCCGACAUGUUCGACGGUAGACUUCAGACCAAGGUUAUCAAGGUCGUCGAUGUUUCUUAUGGUGGUGAGAACGGUUUCAACCAGGCCAUUGAAUUGUCAGCAGAGACCCUCGGCAAUGUCAAGUUUAUCCAGGAGAAGAAGCUCAUUGGCAAGUACUUUGAGGAAAUCAGCCAGGAUACUGGCAAGGUCUGCUACGGUAUCGAUGACACACUGAAGGCUCUUGAGCUCGGUGCUGUUGAGACCCUGAUCGUUUUCGAGAACCUCGAAGUCACCCGUUUCACUCUUCGUGAUAGCGAGAACACUGAGACCAUUCUGACCUACACCAAGGCCCAGGAGGCUGUCAACCGCGACAAGUUCCUUGACAAAGCAACCGGCCAGGAGAUGGAAAUUGUUCUUCAAGAAUCCUUCUUGGAAUGGAUUGCUGAGCACUACAAGGACUUUGGUACUGCUCUAGAAUUCGUCUCUGACCGUUCCACCGAAGGCAACCAGUUCGUCAAGGGCUUUGGUGGUAUUGGCGGUAUCCUCCGAUACAAGGUCAACUUUGAGCAGCUUGCUGACGACAGUGAUGAUGAUGACUACUACGACGAUUGACCAAUCGACUCCCUCGAUUCCUCCGAGGGUUUGUCUCAAAUUCAAGCGUCCGCGUCCACGGUCGACAGCACAACCAUGCUUCUCGAGGCACCACGCUCCAGCAGCGCCGCCCCAAUGCCAGCCAUCCAACGAUUCUUGGCGCCGGGGCAAAGCUAUAGAGCGUUCCAUCAAAACCAUCAGGCGUCUCGACCAAGCCCAUUGCGCGCAAUGAUGUCGACGUCUUGAAUUUGAUGAUGGACGGGUUUAGUGUGGCAAGCCACCCAGCCAACCCGAUUACCUCACGGGACACAGAAUAAUAAAAGGAGUAUGGAAGCAGUGGCAGGAGACAGAUUGGCCUCACGAUACUUUUAGCAUAUGACAUUAAACCCCGCUGCCGUAUUUUUAAGCGCAGCUAAUACAUGGAGAUGAAUGAAAGAACAUGCUCAAACUGAGAUUCAAUACCGCUAAGCCCAGUGUAACCCAGACACCAGACAGUGCAUAGCCUUGUGCUGACUGUAACGCUGCUGCAUACUGUUCCCUCCA